AUGUGGACCUUCCUAGUGCAGUUCUUCUCCACUGUGCUGCAGUUCCGCCUGUCAAUGACCAAGCCCAGCGAGACAAUAGUGGCCUAUGAUCUGACAUCAACCGCUUUACCAUGCUAUGUAAUGGAAUAUGCACCGCUCGUCUGGCUAUAUAGCAAGGAAACAUACAUGCCUUCAGAUAUCGGGCAGCAGCUGGUACAUACGACACCAAUGGUAAAUUAUACUGCAAUCAAAGGAGCACCAUCACCGUUAACACUCAACAACCUCGCGGGGCUCAACAAAUUGGGAAAUACCAGCGUUUACUUGACCUCAAUAGAGGGCAUUGAUGCUACUCCAGAGCCAGCAUGGUUCCGUGGAGUGAAGCCAGAUAGGAAUGGAAAGACAAAAGGAGCUGUCUCAUCGACAAUCAUCACCCGUGAUCAUGGAAAUGGGACAGUGGAUGCUUUCUACUUCUACUUCUAUGCGUACAAUAUGGGAAACACAGUAUUGGGAAUGCAGUUUGGAGACCACGUCGGUGACUGGGAGCACAACAUGAUCCGCUUUGAUAACGGAGUCCCGCAAGCACUCUGGUAUAGCCAGCACGCCGGAGGUGAAGCCUUUACCUACGACGCAACUGAGAAGCAGGGCAAAAGGCCGAUCGCAUACUCCGCUAAUGGAUCUCAUGCUGUAUACGCAGUACCUGGCACCCACGACCACGCUAUCCCGCAUCUCAACCUCCCCUUCGGAUUCGUCAUGGACUACACAGACAAAGGCACACUAUGGGAUCCCAUCGCAAAUGCAUACGCAUAUAGCUUCGACGCAGCCAGCCAGACAUUCCAGCCCUACGACCGCAGAUAUCCAGUCAACUGGCUAGAGUACAAUGGGCAGUGGGGAGACGACGCAUUGCCGGGGGGACCGGAGCUCUUUGGACAAGCGAAAUACAGUGCGGGCCCGAACGGGCCUAAAUUCAAACACCUUGUCAGGUCGACUGUCUGUCCGGAUAGUCCUUGCGUCGUGCUGCCUUUUCGUAUUUGGGAUGAUGAGGAUGGUGAGAUGUAG
Aspergillus niger is the source of this 1035-nucleotide messenger RNA. RefSeq lists its product as uncharacterized. The record is from RefSeq and is a predicted model, not a curated record. Lineage: Eukaryota; Fungi; Ascomycota; Eurotiomycetes; Eurotiales; Aspergillaceae. The transcript has 5 exons. Bases 1 to 1035 code for a protein of 344 amino acids.